GAUGACUAGACUAUAACCAAAGUGGCACGCUGAAUUCGCCAUAAUCAAGGAACCUUUUUCCGGGUGGGGAACCUCAGAAAUUGCUCAGUGAGCAACCCUAAUUAACCUGAUUUUUUGCUGAUAAUCACUGUCAAUGGAAUCAAAUCACAAAUCCGGGGAUGGAUUGAGCGGCACCCAGAAGGAAGCAGCCCUCCGCGCAUUGGUCCAGCGCACAGGAUAUAGCUUGGUCCAGGAAAAUGGGCAAAGAAAAUAUGGAGGUCCUCCACCAGGCUGGGAUGCUACACCCCCAGAAAGGGGCUGUGAGAUUUUUAUUGGAAAACUUCCCCGGGACCUUUUUGAGGAUGAACUCAUACCAUUGUGUGAAAAGAUUGGUAAAAUUUAUGAAAUGAGAAUGAUGAUGGAUUUUAAUGGCAACAACAGAGGCUAUGCAUUUGUAACAUUCUCAAAUAAGCAGGAAGCCAAGAAUGCAAUCAAGCAACUUAAUAAUUAUGAAAUUAGGAAUGGACGUCUCCUAGGAGUCUGUGCCAGUGUGGACAACUGUCGAUUGUUUGUGGGAGGAAUCCCCAAAACCAAAAAGAGAGAAGAAAUCUUAUCGGAGAUGAAAAAGAUCACGGAAGGAGUUGUUGACGUCAUCGUCUACCCAAGCGCGGCAGAUAAAACCAAAAACCGGGGAUUUGCCUUUGUGGAAUAUGAGAGUCACCGCGCAGCCGCCAUGGCUAGGAGGAGGCUGUUGCCAGGAAGAAUUCAGUUGUGGGGACAUCCUAUUGCAGUAGACUGGGCAGAGCCAGAAGUCGAAGUUGAUGAAGACACAAUGUCUUCAGUGAAAAUCCUGUACGUAAGAAACCUCAUGCUGUCUACCUCAGAAGAGACAAUUGAAAAAGAAUUCAACAGUAUUAAACCAGGCUCUGUGGAAAGGGUGAAGAAGAUUCGAGACUAUGCUUUUGUGCAUUUCAGUAACCGAGAAGAUGCGGUUGAAGCUAUGAAAGCUUUAAAUGGCAAGGUGUUGGAUGGUUCCCCAAUUGAAGUAACCUUAGCCAAGCCAGUGGACAAGGACAGUUAUAUUAGGUACACCCGGGGCACAGGCGCUAGGAACACCAUGAUGCAAGAAUACACCUACCCUCUGGGCCAUGUUUAUGACCCCACCACAGCCUACCUUGGAGCUCCUGUCUUCUAUACCCCACAAGCCUAUGCAGCCAUUCCAAGUCUUCAUUUCCCAGCUACCAAAGGACAUUUCAGCAACAGGGCCUUCGUCCGGGCCCCUUCUGUAAGAGAAAUUUACAUGAAUGUCCCUGUAGGGGCUGCGGGAGUGAGAGGACUGGGCAGCCGUGGGUAUUUGGCAUACACAGGCCUGGGUCGUGGAUACCAGGUCAAAGGAGACAAGCGAGAAGACAAACUCUAUGACCUUCUUCCUGGGAUGGAACUCACCCCGAUGAAUCCUGUCUCUUUAAAGCCACAAGGAAUUAAACUUGCUCCUCAGAUACUAGAAGAAAUCUGUCAGAAAAAUAACUGGGGACAGCCAGUGUACCAGCUGCAUUCUGCCAUUGGACAAGAUCAAAGACAGUUAUUCCUAUACAAAGUAACUAUCCCAGCGUUGGCCAGCCAGAAUCCUGCAAUCCACCCUUUCACACCUCCGAAGCUCAGCGCCUACGUGGAUGAAGCAAAGACAUAUGCUGCGGAGCACACUCUACAGACCCUAGGCAUCCCCACAGAAGGAGGUGACCCUGGGACUACAGCAGCCACAGCCACACCUGCCACUGUGUUCCCAGGAUAUGCUGUCCCCAGUGCCACUGCCCCUGUGUCUGCAGCCCAACUCAAGCAAGCAGUGACACUUGGACAAGACUUAGCAGCAUAUACAGCCUAUGAGGUCUACCCUACAUUUGCAGUGACUACCCGAGGAGAUGCUUAUGGAGCCUUCUGAAGAUCCCUUUCUCCUAAGAAUGAGACUUACAGAAUGCUCAGUAGAAGAU
Molecule: messenger RNA, 1967 nt
Organism: Phodopus roborovskii (desert hamster)
Lineage: Eukaryota; Metazoa; Chordata; Mammalia; Rodentia; Cricetidae
Gene: A1cf
Product: APOBEC1 complementation factor
Exons: 12
Coding region: 134-1918 (594 amino acids)
Cellular component (GO): nucleus
Molecular function (GO): mRNA binding
Source: RefSeq, a predicted model, not a curated record